Nomia melanderi (Alkali bee) is the source of this 4735-nucleotide messenger RNA. RefSeq names its product Rap GTPase activating protein 1. Gene Ontology annotation, cellular component: cytoplasm. Gene Ontology annotation, molecular function: GTPase activator activity. The record is from RefSeq and is a predicted model, not a curated record. Lineage: Eukaryota; Metazoa; Arthropoda; Insecta; Hymenoptera; Halictidae. Gene Ontology annotation, biological process: regulation of small GTPase mediated signal transduction.
CUCUCGAAUCGUACGGUCUCCGAUGCCAGUCGCGUUUCUGCACUUCUACGUAGCCGGUGUUGCCCGCACGGCGUUUCUCUCCCACUCCCGUCACGGUUCCUCCGUUGUGUCCGCUUUUGUUUAGCGCGAGCGCGCGCGCGCGCGUGUACACGAAUCCUUUCUGGCGAACGCGCCCACGGUUGUAAACACUUUCUAUUCUGACCUCGCUGGGUAGAUCGAAACGUGGGCGACGAGGCAGAGGUGGCCCCGGAGUGAACAGCCCGGGGAAAGAGUGACACACAGAAACACUCACACGUCUAUAGAAACACACAACACAUUCAUAGUAACACAACACACACACGCAUACAUACACACAACAGUGACAAUUCUGUGCGAGUUUUUAUCGGCCGUUAGAAUCGCGAGAAUCGAAUCACGAGAAUGACAGUGAACGUCAGGGUCGUAACGGACUGUCGCGUGUACCAGCCUCCAGUGAACCGCGAUCGAACGGGAUCCUAGUUGUUUGGUGUGGCUGUACCGCGGUGGGACACGCGCGUGUAAUGUCAGUGAACAAGGAACGCUGACUUGCCGCCGUUCACCGAGGUCUCGGCGGCGAAAGUUUUCCGUGGUUUUUCUCGUCGACCACGGUUACCGAUCGAACCUCCUCCGUUCUGACUGUGCGAAUCUACCUGUACGCUGUCUUUCGGCUGUAUUUCCACGUACAUACGCGGGUCCUGGCGUCGAUUCCCCGUUGCCAAUCGGACACUGGUCGGCGGUACGAGUGUCUCUUCGUGCACGGUGGCACGUAUGUGUGUCUUGUACACGCGCGACCCGUGGCCAAGUCGAAUUUCGGUUACGAUCCACCGUGCCGUCGGGGAGAUUACGGAUCGCGGUGUGCAGCCUGUACACCAUAAAGGGUGCAACAGGACACUCGCGUUAGGUUAGGUCGGAGCCAUCGAGAUCGAACUGGUUCUACGCGUAAUCCGUCGGACAGAGAGAGAGAGAGAGAGGGGGAGAAAGAGAGAGGAUACUCUGGUUUUUCGGUGGUCUUACGUGCGGGAAGAGGAUCAGCGGACGGUUAUGAUGGGUGUACUGAGGUGGAGGCACGAUCUCAGAUCGGAUGCCGGCCAACAGCAACAACAACGGCCAAACGUGGACCGGUCCUCGACAGGACACAAUAAUCAUGCGCAUGCGCACCCGCACACGCACACACUGCCGAAACUGAUAUCGCAGACGCCUCGGGAGGAUCGAGCAGCGUCGAGUCCUGGUAGUCAGAAUAAUCACACACCGACGCCGUCCCCGUCGCCGGUGGGUGAUGCGCCAGUCGGCAGGGCACUUAUGGAGGCUGCGCUGCAGCAGGCCACUUCCGGAUCUCAGCCACCUCUGGUGGUGACACCGCCUGGAUACUGGGUCGACGGUACCGAUCACCGACACGCCCUGGACUCGGCCGGCCGGGCGUUACUUCCGGCGCAACCUGCAUGGCAACCGAGGAUAGACCAAGACGACACGGCCAAAUGCUACAGGCGAUUCUUCGUUGGCAGGGAGCACGUGAACCUGGUAGGAAGGGACGGAGAGAACGGCCCGGUCCUCGUCUCGGUGAAGGCCGAGACGGUCGCCGGACAGGAGCACUGGCGAGUCCUGUUGCGACUGCGGGCUGGCUCGACCCACGAAUUAGUGCCGGCCGCGAACCUCAGCCCGAAUCCGUCGCCGGCAAAAAUGGUCAAGGCGAUCAACGAAUCCCUGAACGUGAGCACGCUGAUGCCGGUCGUCUGUUCCGGUGCCGGCACGCUGAUAGCACGAUACGACGAGCACGCCCUCGUCUCGAGGUUUAAAUUCGGCGUUCUUCAUCAACGCGCCGGACAAGUGACCGAGGAACAACUCUUCGGGAACAGGCAGAUCACGCCCGCCUUCCAGGAGUUCCUCGACUUGCUGGGUCAAAACAUCGAUCUGAAGGACCACAAAGGAUAUCGUGGCGGUUUAGACACUCGACACGGACAAACCGGCGACUCCGCGGUCUAUGAGGUAUUCCGAGGGCGAGAAGUCCUCUUCCAUGUUGCCUCGCUGCUACCGUACAGUCCAGGGGAUUCUCAACAAUUACAGCGCAAAAGACACAUCGGCAAUGACAUCGUUGCGAUAAUAUUCCAAGAAGAGGCAACACCUUUCAGCCCAGAUAUGAUUGCCAGUCACUUCUUACACGCAUUCAUCGUGGUGCAAGUCGUCGACCCCUGCACUUCCAAUACGAGGUACAAGGUGAGUGUGACUGCGCGAAAUGACGUUCCAUGGUUCGGUCCGGCGCUACCAACGCCGGCGGUGUUUUUGCGUGGAGUCGAAUUCAAGGAAUUCCUUUUGACGAAGUUGGUGAACGCUGAAAACGCGGCGUAUAAAGCCGAGAAGUUCUCAAAACUCGAGCUAAGAACGAGGUCAGCGCUUUUGGAGUCGCUGACGGAGGAGCUGCAAGCGAAGACCGCAGAAUUUCUUGGCGGAGCGAUUGGAUUGGGUGGCACCGGGUUAGGAUUCGGCAGCAAUUGUCCAGUGAGCCCAACGGCGAGCGAUACGUCAGGGUCAGGGAGCGGCGGGAGCGGUUCUAGGUUCAUCGAUACGGUCAGAAAAGCGCUGAUAUCACGUGUCAGGAAUGCAUCGACGGAGAGCGUGCCGCAACAGUUAUCAAAGAAGGGUCAGUCCGAGCCCAGCCCGCCGAGUAAUCGGCAAUCGACCACGAAGAUUAGCGGGAAACGUUCGGUGGAACCGUCGAGUCCCUUGGGCUCCCCGGAUUUGACCCUUCGAAGAGACUCGGAACGCGGAAGCCCUAGUUUAGGAAGUCAGGACAGUAGCUUGUCCAACACAGACAAUCAAGAUAGCAGUUUAGCUACCCUGCAGCAGGACGAGGUGGAUCGCAGGGAAUCCACGGUGUCGGUUUGCGUCAACAAUGACGCAACGAUCGCGGAUAAAGCUCCCGUACAGUCCGUGCAGAGAUUGACCCACGAGAACCUGCGGAAACAGGAGAGGUCGGAGAAGACCGAGACCACGCAACGCGUUAUUUCCGAGAGUGACGACAGUUCGUUGAACAGCGAACUGGAACUCGAUCAGGCUGUAUAUCCGGACAGCGAUACCGGCCUUGAAUCGAUGAGCUCCGCGGAGACCCACGACACCGCGCGAUGCACCACCAAAGACGGUGUCUUGGAGAAUGAGAACCUGAGGAUGGAAGUUACUAGGCUGAAGUGCGACAAGUUGGACCUACUUAGGCAGAAUGUGACUUGUCAACGUGACAUAAAACGUCUACGCGAGAAAGAGCUUCAGUUGCAGUCGGACCUGGCGGCCGCCUCAAAGGAAAUAUUGCGAUUACGAGCGAUGUUGAAAGAAUGUUCAACGAGUAUUCCAUUGGACAACAAUAACCAACAAACGUCUACCGUUUAAAUGUUAUUUUAACGUGUGUUUAGUACACCUAUUAUUGGCGAGUAACUUGCUGUUACUAUUAUUAGAUUUUAUGAAUUAGUUAGGGCGCAGUAGUUGAGAACUUUGUGCACACACUUAAUUUCUCGGAAUUGCUUCUAUUAAAGGAAACUUUCCGGAACGGCUUUUCUGAAAGUGUGAAAAUUCGCAAUCGAAAUGCUUUACGUUUGGUCCUUAAUUUGUAAGAUUGAUCUUCAUUAGAUAGAAGUUGGUACAAAAGCAGGAUGCCAGGGGGAGGAGGUAUUGUCUGUGAAUGGCAUUUAGAGAUGAAACAAAAGUGAGUCUGCGAUAUAUAAUUAUAGCGACGCGUCUUUCGAGAUAUUUGCAGCGGAGCUAAUUGUUACUUGUAGUAUAAUACUUGUUUGAAUUUUAACCAUAUUAUUUAUCAAUUAAUUUAUUAAUACAGAUAAGUUAACCUCUAAUAGUCAAUAUAAUUACAAGUAUAUAUGGUCACGCAAUCACGUAUUUACGUGAAUGUAGAUAGAAAAAUUCAAAGAAAUAGAUGCAUCUUGUCAUUAUAAUAUUAGAAACGCUAGUAUCAAACAAGUAAAAUGGCCUUUAGACUUAGCAUUUCCGAAACUAAGUGUAAACACAUAGAAUCGAGUAUAAUACAUUUUAUCUGUAAUUAAAUGUUCAUAAAUGCUACAUGUACGUAUACAUAUAUUCCCUAUAUGUAUACUUAUACGUAGUAUUUUUAUAUAUGAUGUAAUAUAUGCAGUCGUCGUGUUGUUACACCACGAGGAAUCUGCAUAUUGUCCCAUAAAACAGUAUAAAGCGUGUGAUACGUGUAUCAACUUAAUAAUGUCAACUAAUUAUGGGCUCUAGAAAUGUGUUUUAUCGAUAUAUUUCUGACGUCUCAUGUUGAAACACGGAUAUGUAUCGUUAGUUACAGUAUUUAUUGUGGUAAAUUUACCAAAACCAUUACUAGUUUCUUUUUAGUAUUAGUCCGCAACAAUUCUAGGAGAUACGAAUGCCUCGUUAAUUAAUCUUCCGGUAUCAUUAGCCAACCUAGACUAAGAUUAGGUUUUCUAACUAUUCGGACAGUUACAAUGAUUUAGCUGCACCAAAUUGUUUAAGGGCACACAGCGUAUUAAUGUGUCAGUAGCGUUACGAAUGGGAUACGUAUUAUCGUUCGCUAUUCACAACUACGCAAACGCAAACUAAAUGUAAUUCAUCUGCUUAGUGAUGCACUUUUUAUUUUCAUUAACUUUCACUGAUGGUAUUAGUAUGAUUUAUGAUUAUUAUUAUUAAUAUUAUUAUUAUCAUUAUUAUUAUUAUUAUUAUUAUUAAUAUUAUUAUUAGUAAUCAC